AUUUGCAACGAUUGCCUAUAAGUGUCGCAACAGUCGUAUGGAUUGUAAUGCAGUGAUUGGUUGACAUUUUGUGUGACAUUGACUUCCAUUGACUUUGCAUUCAAUUGAUAUUAAAGCCGACAUUCACUCUAACUCUCACUCAAAACGUGUCCUAAAACUAGACUUUCGUUGACUUAUUUGACGUCCGAUUGUAAUCACAAUUAAUUUAUAAGACUUGAAACUCGUGUCGAUCUCGUGAUUGAAAGACUUAGUAAUUGUAAUCAAUGGCUAAACAAGUGACUCAAGACAGCUGUGCUUACGGUUCGGGCAAAUACUUUGCUCUCUGUAGUGUCGGUGGUGUCUUGUCAUGUGGUGUAACCCAUACAGCAUUGACACCUCUAGAUCUGGUCAAAUGUCGUAUUCAAGUAAAUCCUGCAAAAUAUAAGGGAAUCUUCAAUGGAUUCAAUGUUACCUUAAAAGAAGAGGGUGUUAGAGGAUUGGGCAGAGGGUGGGCGCCCACUGCUAUAGGAUAUUCUCUUCAAGGUUUAGGAAAGUUUGGCUUAUAUGAAGUCUUUAAGAAGGUUUACGCCGAUGCUUUGGGUGAAGAAAAGUCUUAUUUAUGGCGAACGUCGUUAUAUUUGGCGGCCAGUGCUUCGGCAGAGUUUUUUGCUGACAUAGCUUUGUGUCCAAUGGAGGCGUGCAAAGUGCGGAUACAGACCCAACCGGGAUGUUCACCACUUUUGCGAACUGUUGCGCCACAAAUCUGGCGAAAUGAGGGCUUCUCCGGCUUUUAUAAGGGUAUUUCCCCUCUUUGGAUGCGACAGAUUCCGUACACUAUGAUGAAGUUUGCUUGCUUUGAACGCACCGUUGAGUUGCUUUACCAACAUGUCGUUCCCAAACCACGUGAAGAAUGCAAUAAAGCGGAACAAUUGACUGUUACUUUUACCGCUGGAUAUAUCGCCGGUGUCUUCUGUGCCAUUGUGUCACAUCCCGCCGACACUGUUGUAUCUAAACUAAAUCAAGACAGAGGAAGCACUGCUGGUCAGGUGCUUAAAAAACUAGGAUUUGGCGGUAUAUGGAAGGGAUUAGUUCCCAGAAUUAUAAUGAUUGGUACACUAACUGGUCUUCAAUGGUUUAUCUACGACGCUGUUAAAGUAUGGCUUAGUUUGCCGCGUCCGCCGCCACCACAAAUGCCCGAAAGUCUUAAGAAAAAGUUGGCCGAAAAGCAACAAUAAUAGAAACUAUUUUAAUUAUAGUGAUUCAAUAUAAUUGUUAUUUUAAGACUAAUGAAACUAAAUUAAUGAAUUUUUUUAAUUAGUCUAAAAUAAUGCAAAAUUUAUUUAAAUUUUUAGUCCAUAAUAA
This is a messenger RNA of Oppia nitens, 1341 nucleotides long. RefSeq names its product phosphate carrier protein, mitochondrial-like. NCBI's taxonomy places the organism in Eukaryota, Metazoa, Arthropoda, Arachnida, Sarcoptiformes, Oppiidae. Gene Ontology annotation, molecular function: phosphate transmembrane transporter activity. The transcript is spliced from 4 exons. Bases 264 to 1214 code for a protein of 316 amino acids. Gene Ontology annotation, biological process: mitochondrial phosphate ion transmembrane transport. The record is from RefSeq and is a predicted model, not a curated record. Gene Ontology annotation, cellular component: mitochondrial inner membrane.